CCGUACAGGGACCCAUGACAGACUCUGGACUUGGCAGCAGCAUGCAUGAGGAGGCGGUAUAUAGGGGCCCAUGGCAGAUUAGGGGGCUGGCAGCAGCUAUGUGAGGCCCGUAAUCUGCCUGCACCCUAUGUCAAAAAAUUUAAAACACACCAGCAGUGUGAAGAGAGACCUGAAAGUGGCACAUGGCAGCAGAGUGUGGGCGAUGGAGACAGCAGCAAUGGGAGGCCCUUGCAGCAGCAUGAGGGGGCGGUAUAUAGGGGCCCAUGGCAGAUUAGGGGCCUGGCAGCAGCUAUGUGAGGCCCGUAAUCUGCCUGCACCCUAUGUCAAAAAAUUUAACACACCAGCAGUGUGAAGAGACCUGAAAGUGGCACA
Molecule: messenger RNA, 372 nt
Organism: Staurois parvus
Lineage: Eukaryota; Metazoa; Chordata; Amphibia; Anura; Ranidae
Source: the annotation of a GenBank genome assembly